AUGAGAGGCAGUGGUUUUGUGCAGAUAUUCAAAGAUUUCUCCAAUUGGAGUACUGUAGCUGUGGUGCCGCAUGUGGCAAAUGCCAAUAAUAAGAUCUCCCGAAUCUUCUGGAUCGCCAUUUUCGUCUUUGUGCUUGGAAUGUUUGGUUAUGAGUUGUAUAUUCUGAUUGCCAAGUUCUUCUCCUAUCCGGCUACUGUUAAUACGGAGAUCUUGUUUCAGAAACAGAUCUUCCCCGUGGUCACUGUAUGCAACAUGAAUCCCUAUAAGUACUCGGUUGUCAAAUCAAACUCUGCUUUCCAAGGAGUCAAGAGCCUAAUGAAUGCCUAUUCGGCCGCCGUGGAUGGCACCUACACCGCUGACAAGUGGGGGCUCUACGAAGAAAAAACUGAGGAGUACGAUUUGGACGCUCGUGCCGCUGACGCCUUAGUCCUCGAGGCGAAUCUUAUCAGUGAGGCCAACAAAGCACCAGCCUUAUAUACAUAUGCGGAUCUAGUCCAGGAUUGUAGUUUUGCUGGAGCACCGUGUGCUGAGUCCGAUUUCAAAAAGUUCAUUGAUCCGGUUUAUGGAGCGUGCUACUCGUUCAACGAGGACGCCUCGUUAAACUAUUCUGUGAGCAGAGAAGGGAUACAGUUUGGAUUGAAAUUGAUGUUGACAGUAACGCAAACCAAAACGGGCGGCGCCACCGACUUCCUGCCAACAACUCGACUGGCUGGCGCGCGUGUCGGCGUGAACUCGCGAGGAAAUGAGCCAGGAUUAGAUUCGAACGGAAUCGAUGCAGGAGUUGGAUAUGAGAGUGCUGUUUCUGUCACAUUGACCCAACACGUGCGCGCCAAGCGUCCCUAUGGCAAGUGCCUAGACCGUGAGCCAGAAACCACCGACUAUUAUCAGGAUUACACAUAUACUUUGGAGACCUGUUUCAACGGGUGUAAACAACGGGAUACUGUAGCUAAAUGCAAUUGUGCUAAUCCAAGAAUGGCGUUGGGUCCGAGUGAUACUGCGUGUCAACCUGUUAAGGCGGAUUUGGACUGCCUGCAAACCCUUAAAGGAAACCAAACAAAUUCCAAUCCCAAUAUCGACCUGCUCGUCGAGUGCUCUUGUAGUCCUCCAUGUGAUGAAUCCACCUACACACCAACAGUAUCCCUGGCACAGUUUCCGUCUACUAGUUAUUAUGUCGCCACGUCAUCAACCGCAGGGGUCGGUAGCUGCUCCUCCUCCAACUCGAAUUUCGGCUCCAAAUCCGCUUGUCAAACAUGGUAUAAUAAUAACGGAAUGAUUCUACAAGUGUUUUUGGAGACGUUGAGUUAUGAGUUGUACACGGAGACCGCUGGGUAUACGGUGAGCAAUGUGAUCAACGAUUUGGGAGGACAAGCUGGCCUAUGGUUGGGGCUCUCAGUGAUUUCUGUCGUUGAGAUGACCGGAUUGCUUCUUGUUAUGGGCGCCUUCUGUGUGUCGGGUGGAGCUAUUAAGAUAGCGCCUGAUGAUGAUGAGAUAGAGAACGAUCACCGAAUUAAAGAUGUAGAAGAUGUCAAAAAAGAAAUCGACCAUAUGGAUAAACGUCAUGGAGAAAUGGAUAGCAGUGAUGAUGAGCCGGAGGAUAAGAAGGAAGAGGAAAAGAAGGUUCAGUAA
Caenorhabditis remanei is the source of this 1626-nucleotide messenger RNA. RefSeq lists its product as uncharacterized. The transcript is spliced from 12 exons. Gene Ontology annotation, molecular function: ligand-gated sodium channel activity. Gene Ontology annotation, cellular component: membrane. NCBI's taxonomy places the organism in Eukaryota, Metazoa, Nematoda, Chromadorea, Rhabditida, Rhabditidae. Gene Ontology annotation, biological process: sodium ion transmembrane transport. Bases 1 to 1626 code for a protein of 541 amino acids. The record is from RefSeq and is a predicted model, not a curated record.